This is a messenger RNA of Emiliania huxleyi CCMP1516, 1293 nucleotides long. RefSeq lists its product as hypothetical. The transcript has 7 exons. Gene Ontology annotation, molecular function: flavin adenine dinucleotide binding; N,N-dimethylaniline monooxygenase activity; NADP binding. Bases 1 to 1293 code for a protein of 430 amino acids. NCBI's taxonomy places the organism in Eukaryota, Haptophyta, Isochrysidales, Noelaerhabdaceae. The record is from RefSeq and is a predicted model, not a curated record.
AUGGACGGCGAGGCGGCUCUCGCCGCGGCGGUGGCUCUGCCGCUCGCCGCGCGCGCCGUCCGUGGCGCCGUCCUCGAGACUCGUGCCCUCGGCCAGCCGGCGGUGCCGCAGCCCGCCAGCCCGGCGGCCGACGCUGGAUGGACGCACUCCACACGUACUGGAUCGAUCGGCGGCUCAGACCUCGAGAUCAAGGAUCUCACCCAGCGAAGCGUGCGAGUCACGUUGGGCGCCGCCAGCCGGGCUGCGGGGUCGGCCGAGACUGAGCCAGACGAGGAGGUUGACGUGCUCGUCGUCGGUGGCGCGGCGGCGGGGCUGGCGGCGUCGGCGUGCUGCCAGCGCGAGGGGUUGACUUGCGUCGUGAUCGAGAAGAACGAGGCUUCGGGCGACAUCUGGCGCAGCCGGCACGACAUCAUCGAGGAGUGCCACCUGCCGCUGCUGCAGAUGCCGGCGACCUACCCGACCUACCCGUCGCGGGAGCAGUUUGCGCGCUACCUCGCCAACUACCGCUCGGUCCUGGGGCUGCGCGUCGAGUACCGCUCGCUCGUGGCAGGCAUGGCGCCCUCGCAAGCUGCGGGCGGCGGGUGGGCCAUUGACGUGGCUCGGCUCGACGGCGCGUCUCGCAAGCGCUUCGUCGCGCGGCACAAGCUGCACUCGGAGCUCUUCUCCCUCGAUUGGGUUCGGCAUGUGAUCUUUGCGAACGGCGUGUACAACGAUGCGCUCCUCCCUCCACUCCAGGGCAAGGAGCGCUUCUGCGGCAAGAUCGUCCACUCGUCGCGUUACACGAACGCGACCGACCUCGGCUGGGCGAGCGGCAAGCGCGUGCUGGUUGUGGGGUGGGGUAACAGCGGCUCGGAGAUCGCGCUCGACUUGGUCGAGCACGGCGCGAUGCCCGCCUCGACAUGUCGAGCACGGCGCGAGGCCCACCCUGCUCGCGCGCAGCCCGCAGGCAUCGUGCUCGCGACGGGCUACCACCUCUUCUCGGGCCACCGCCACUUUCUGGACGCCGCGUCGCUGCAACGGCUCGGCACCGGCAAGGAGGCGAUCAAGACGGGCUCCGUGGUGCCGGGAUGCGAGCUGCGCCUGCCCAACGUGUGGGCUCUCUUCGGCCGGCUGCAGAUGAUCCGCGACGCCGCGCCCGCGCUCGGCCGCAGGAUCGCGCGGCGCGUCCACGGGGGAUCGCGGUGGCGCGGGGCUGCGAGCUGGGUCUGGUGGGUUGUCGAGCACGUGCUGAUUGCUUGGGCGGUUCUUGCCGCCAGGCGGAGGCUGAAGCAGAAGGCGCGACAGCUGCGCUGA